GCUGUAAAGCCCAUGAUUUGUUUUCGAUGGGUGCAAAGUAUGUUUAAGUGCAUUAACCGAACGGCCCAGAUCACCAGAUAUCUCAAGUCAACAGGAAGCAGCGUCUGUGUUAACCAAGAUUUUAGGCUGGUGUCAUCCUUACCUCUCAGAAUGACGGAACCAGCUGUGAGGAGGGUGAUCACCGAUAUAAUUCGGUCUCCUGAAGACAGACGGGACUACCGGGGCCUGGAGUUCAGAAAUGGACUCAAAGCGAUGCUCAUCAGCGACCCGACGACCGACAAAUCAUCAGCCGCACUGGAUGUGCACAUAGGUUCCCUGUCUGACCCAGAGAACAUCUCAGGCCUGGCCCAUUUCUGUGAGCACAUGCUGUUUCUGGGAACAGAAAAAUACCCCAAGGAGAACGAAUACAGCCAGUUCCUCAGCGAGCACGCAGGAAGCUCCAACGCCUUCACCAGUGGCGAGCACACCAACUAUUACUUCGACGUUUCCCAUGAGCACUUGCAAGGAGCAUUAGACAGGUUUGCCCAGUUCUUCCUGUGCCCUCUGUUCGAUGAGAGCUGUAAGGACCGGGAAGUGAAUGCCGUCGACUCCGAACACGAGAAGAACCUGAUGAAUGACGCCUGGAGGCUGUUUCAGCUGGAGAAAGCCACCGGAAACCCAGAACACCCAUUCAGUAAAUUUGGAACAGGCAACAAACUAACACUUGAAACCAGACCCUCUAAAGAAGGGGUCGAUAUCCGUCAGGAACUGCUGAAGUUUCACUCUACGUAUUAUUCUGCUAAUCUGAUGGGACUCUGCGUGUUGGGAAGAGAGUCUCUUGAUGAAUUAACCACGAUGGUGGAAAACCUGUUUGGAGAAGUGGAGAACAAGAACGUGCCGAUCCCAGAAUUCCCCGAACAUCCGUUUCAAGAAGAGCACCUUAAACAAUUCUACAAAGUGGUUCCCGUCAAAGACAUCAGGAACCUGUAUGUCACCUUCCCCAUCCCAGACCUGCAGAAGUACUACAAGUCGAACCCGGGACAUUAUCUGGGUCACCUGAUCGGCCAUGAAGGACCCGGCAGUUUGUUAUCCGAGCUCAAGUCCAAAGGUUGGGUGAACACGCUGGUCGGAGGGCAGAAGGAAGGAGCCAAAGGAUUCAUGUUCUUCAUCAUCAACGUCGACCUGACGGAGGAGGGGCUCUUGCAUGUUGAGGACAUCAUCUUCCACAUGUUCCAGUACAUCCAGAAGCUUCGCACCGAAGGGCCUCAGGAAUGGGUGUUUGACGAAUGCAAGGAUCUCAGUAAAGUCGCCUUCAGGUUUAAGGACAAGGAGCGCCCUCGCGGCUACACCUCCAAAGUCGCCGGUUUGCUGCAUUAUUAUCCUUUGGAGGAAGUUCUGGCAGCCGAGUAUCUUCUGGAGGACUUCAGGCCGGAUCUGAUUGAGAUGGUUCUUGAUAAACUGCGGCCAGAAAACGUCAGAGUUGCAGUGGUGUCGAAGUCCUUCGAAGGGCAGACGGACCGAACCGAGGAGUGGUACGGCACGCAGUACAAGCAGGAAGCCAUCUCUGAAGAAAGCAUCAAGAACUGGGCAAACGCAGACCUGAACGGGAAGUUCAAGUUGCCAAUGAGAAACGAGUUCAUCCCAACUAACUUUGAGAUUUACCCUCUGGAGAAAGACUCUCCUUCGGUUCCGACUUUAAUCAAGGACACUGCAAUGAGCAAGGUGUGGUUUAAACAAGACGACAAAUUCUUCCUCCCAAAGGCCUGCCUGAACUUUGAGUUCUUCAGCCCGUUUGCAUACGUGGACCCAUUGCAUUGUAACAUGGCGUAUUUGUACCUGGAGCUCCUCAAGGACUCCCUCAACGAGUAUGCAUAUGCAGCCGAGCUAGCAGGCUUGAACUAUGACCUCCAAAAUACCGUCUAUGGGAUGUAUCUUUCGGUCAAAGGUUACAACGACAAGCAGCACAUCCUGCUGAAGAAGAUCAUCGAGAAGAUGGCGACCUUCGAGAUCGACGAGAAGCGCUUCGACAUCAUCAAAGAGGCAUACAUGAGAUCUUUGAACAACUUCCGAGCCGAGCAGCCUCACCAGCACGCCAUGUACUACCUCCGCCUGCUGAUGACCGAGGUCGGGUGGACCAAAGACGAGCUCAGAGAGUCGCUCGAUGACGUAACUCUCCCCCGCCUCAGGGCGUUCAUACCUCAGCUGUUGUCACGAUUACACAUCGAGGCUCUGCUCCAUGGCAACAUCACCAAGGAGUCUGCUCUCGGCAUGAUGCAGAUGGUGGAGGACACGCUCAUUGAGCACGCUCACACCAAGCCCCUCCUCCCGAGCCAGCUGAUUCGCUACAGGGAGGUGCAGGUCCCGGACGGUGGCUGGUAUGUUUACCAGCAGAGAAACGAAGUUCACAACCACUGCGGCAUCGAGAUUUACUACCAGACGGACAUGCAGACCACCAACGACAACAUGCUGCUGGAGCUGUUCUGCCAGAUCAUCUCUGAGCCCUGCUUCAACACGCUGAGAACCAAAGAGCAGCUGGGCUACAUCGUGUUCAGCGGGCCCCGCCGAGCCAACGGCGUGCAGGGCCUGCGCUUCAUCAUCCAGUCGGAGAAGGCCCCCCACUACCUGGAGAGCCGGGUGGAGGCGUUCCUGCGCACCAUGGAGAAGGCGCUGGAGGACAUGAGCGAGGAGGCCUUCCAGAAGCACAUCCAGGCCCUGGCCAUCCGCCGCCUGGACAAACCCAAGAAGCUGUCCGCCGAGUGCGCCAAGUACUGGGGGGAGAUCAUCUCCCAGCAGUACAACUUCGACAGAGACAACAUUGAAGUUUCACAUCUGAAGACGUUGACUAAAGAAAACAUAAUGCAGUUUUACAGCGAGCGUCUCACGGUGGAAGCUGCAAAGAGACACAAAGUGUCCGUUCACGUUCUGUCCAGAGAGAUGGACUCCUGUCCGAUAGUCGGAGAGUUUCCUGCCCAGAACGACGUCAACCUGGCCGCUCCGUCCCUGCCACAGCCGACGUUGAUUCAGGACAUGACGGAGUUCAAGAGGAGCCUGCCGCUGUUCCCGCUGGUGAAGCCUCACAUCAACUUCAUGGCUGCCAAACUGUGAGCGAGGGCGGAGAAGCUUCGCCUGCCUGAGGUUCCCCUGACCGUGUGUGUGUGUGGAAUGUGUGUGCAGGCGACGCGCCGUUGCACCAGAAGCAGAAGAAGAGAUGCUCAGUAAGCGAAGAUCCCCCAAAGUUAGCUGUGGUUGUUUUUUAAACUAGCUGUGACUACCAUAGCGGUCUCACCUCACUCUCACGCUGCAGCGCUGCGUAGGCGAAGUAGAACAUGUUCACCAGAAAACUUUAUGCAGGAGCUUCACUUCACCUCUAGGGGGCACAGCCCAAUCCAAGUCAGUAGCUCUACCCAGGCGCUCCGACGUUUUAUUCAGAUGUAUGCAUUUUACGAAGCCUUAUUCUGUCGUUCUUAAAGCUUGCUUGGUGGGGGGGUUUUAUGUGUUGGCGCCCUCUGAGGAGGCCUGAGGGAAGUCGGCACUGCGGCCUCAAAUCUUUGUGCUGCUAUCAUUUUAAAGAUAUUGGUAAAUAUUUGCAGGUCAACGAGCCUCGACACACAUUUACAAACUCUCUUUUCAAUUGUAAGUUAUAAAAUGUGGACAUCAGAGAUCAGCUUUCUACACUUUAACAAAAAUUAUGUCAAAUCUAAUUUCUGUGUUUCUGCUACUAGAACUUUUUGUGCUGCUUUCAUUUUAAAGAUAUUAAUGUUUCCAGGGGUCAAAGGUUAAUGAACCCCACCACAUUUACAAAAGAACUAAAUCUCUUUUCAGUUGUAAUUUAUAUAAUCUGUAAAAAAAAUUAACUCAACUGGCUCCUCUAUUCACAUCAGAAUCAAACAAAAAUUCAAAUAAUUUUAUUUUUGAAGAUGUUGUUUCCAGAGGUCAAGGGUCAACCCACAUUUACAAAAUUAAAUGAAAUGUCUGAAUCAACUGUGCGACAUUGAUGCAGCAAAAAUGUUCAAAGAUUUGUGGAGGUAUAAUUUUUAAGUUUCAGAUCAACUUGCUCUUCCUCCCAUUUUUACAACUCAAACAAAAUUUAUGUAAUUUCAAUGUUUGUGCUGCAAAAAGUUUUAUUUGUGCCGUUAGUUUUUAAAAUUUAAAAUACCAAAAAAAGUAUCAAAAAUGCAUCCUCCAAAACUUUUUUACAACAUUUCUUCUGUUUUGUGUAGUAAGGAUUUUAAAGCUGUUAAUGAUUCAGAGGUCAAAGGUUAGCCACUAAAUUUUAGUUUUUAUUAUUUGUGCUGCAGGAAUUGUGCUGCUAUAAUUAAGAUUAAAAAAAAGCUUCCAGUGUAUGUCCACCACUCCCCACAUUUACACAAUAUCAAUUAAUUGUGCUGCAAAAUGUUUAAUUUGUGCUGCUUCAAUUCUGAGGAUUGUAAAAUGGGUUUCCAGAGACCAACCUGCCCAGCACUCCACAUUAACAAAACUCAAAAUUGAUAAAUUGUUUUGUUUUUGUUUGUUUGUGCAGCUUUUUGCAGCACACUCCUUGACAGGCACAAAAUUAGAUCCUUUGUAAAUGUUGUGGCGCUUUUUGACCUCUGGAAACAUAUUUAAAGUGACAGCAGCACAAACUUCAUUUGAUUUUGUAAAUGCGAGGAAAGGUGAGUUGGUUGACCUUUAACCUCUGGAAACGUCAUCUUUUAAAAUGACAGCAGCACAAACUUUGUGCUGCCAAAACGUUUUUGACUCGAGUUUCAUCUGAUUUUCUUUCCUUUUUCACGGUCGGCCGACUUCUCUCGGGUUUUGCGGAGACGUUUUUAGCCUCUCAAUUAUGCGUCGUCUUUAGGGUUUUAUGAUUGAAACACCUCAGGGGUAAAUCCAUGCUGUCUCUUUUUUUUUUUUUAAUAAAACACGUCAAACCCCGAGACGUUUCCAUGGCGAUCCCCAUACUGUGGAUCCGUUUGUGUGCGCCUUUACGUCGGUCACGUUUCUUUCCAAACGCGUCACUUUGAUGUCAAACGGAGCUGAAAGUAAACGGCUCUGGUUUUAAGAAGUAUUUCCUGAAAAAUAUGCACUUCUCUCACCAAGCAAUAAACGUGAUUGUUGAAGGUGAGAGCGGAGUCUCUCUCUCUCUCUCUCUCUCUCUCAGGUGCUUGCUGCACUUUGUCCCGACUUUUUAUUUUACUGGUUUCAGUCAGCGCCUCGUCCAGGAUUACAUGAGCUUUGAAUGUGUUUGUUCUGCAUCAGAUCUUCUUUGACAUUUUGCUUCGUUUGGGAUUUUGUUCCUUCGUGGUUGAACCCAAAGAUGGCGGCAGCAGCAGAUUUCAGCGCAGCAGAGGAAAAUAUUAAUGACAUUACAUAUCAGGCUUGGGCAGUAGGGGCACAUACGUUGUGAAGUACUUAGAGAGUGGUUUCUAUUUAGAUGUUUUUGAAUGUCGAUGCUCGGCUGUAAUUGGCUGGUUGGGUUUCCGGGCGAAUAAUUUUAGGUUUGAAGUUUUUAUGUUUUUUUUUUCU
This is a messenger RNA of Poeciliopsis prolifica (blackstripe livebearer), 5484 nucleotides long. It is a transcript of the gene ide, whose product is annotated as insulin-degrading enzyme. Gene Ontology annotation, cellular component: cytosol; mitochondrion; peroxisomal matrix. Gene Ontology annotation, molecular function: metalloendopeptidase activity; metal ion binding. Gene Ontology annotation, biological process: peptide catabolic process. Lineage: Eukaryota; Metazoa; Chordata; Actinopteri; Cyprinodontiformes; Poeciliidae. The record is from RefSeq and is a predicted model, not a curated record.